AUGUGGGCUAAUACAUUGGGUUUUGAUAGUUACCGGAUUAAGGCUCCCACAGACAGAUAUACCUUUGAUAGGUGCGAAUAUGUAUGGAAAAUACAGCCGGUGAUCGAUAAGGCGCAAACCGUGCGGUUUAGGUCCAUGGCUAUGGCUACUCCUACAUCUCAGCCAAAUCAAACUGAAAUUAACAUAAACAAUGUUGCUGGUUGUUCCACUGACCAACCACAAGCAGCUGUUGUAGUGGGAGCAUCUGAGCCUCAAAUCCAAAAGGAUGCAACUAGUGAGAAAAAUCAGCCAAGAAAGCGUAAGUCUACUGUAAGUAAAUCUCCUGUGUGGGAGCACUUCAAAAAAAUCACUGAUGAAGAUGGUAGGGUAACUAGAGCUAGUUGUUUGUAUUGUGCAAAAAUCUUUCUCUGUCAUUCAAAAUUCAAUGGCACAUCCUCACUUAGAGCACACAUGCUAGCUUGUCUCAAAAAUCCCCAUAGCAAGGACCUUAGGCAAAAACUUUUGACUUUGAAUCCUGUUAAAGAAAAUAUUGAGGGUGGUGAUGGGAUGGGAACAUUAGGCACAUGGAAAUUCUCACAAGAUGAUGUUAGACAAGCUAUAGUGUUCAUGAUAAUCGUAGAUGAACUCCCUUUUAAAUUUGUUGAAGGGGCUGGAUUUAAAAGGCUAAUACAAAUAGCUUGUCCUAAGUUCAAUAUGCUUUCUAGGUGGAGUGUAACAAGGGACUGUUAUCAACUGUACUUGAAUGAAAAGUUAAAACUGGGAGAUUUUCUUAAAAAUCACAGUCAAAGAGUAUGUUUAACCACUGAUUGUUGGACUAGUAUCCAAAGGAUUAAUUAUAUGUGCAUAACUGUGCAUUUCAUAGAUGAUCAGUGGAAGCUUCAUAAAAGAAUAUUGUCAUUCAUUCCAAUAUCAUGUCAUAGGGGUGAAUAUAUUGCCAUAUCAUUGGAAAAUUGUUUGCUCAAGUGGGGUUUAAAGAACAUCUUCACUAUAACUGUUGAUAAUGCAAGUUCAAACAACACAACACUUGCACAUUUUAAGAAAAAAUUGAUGUCAUGGGGAACUUCUGUAGCAAAAUGUGAUUACUUGCAUAUGAGGUGCAUCUCACAUAUUCUUAACUUGGUUGUGAAUGAGGGAUUGAAAGAUAUUAAUUCAUCUGUAAAGAAGGUUAGGGAAUGUGUCAAGUACAUUAGGAACAGUCCUUCCCGUCUUAGAAAGUUUAAAGAGUAUGCUGCAUUUGUUCAGAUUGAAACAAAGAAAUCAUUAUGCCUAGAUGUGCCUACCCAUUGGAAUUCAACAUAUUUAAUGUUAAAUGUUGCAUGUAUGUAUGAAAAGGCAUUUGAUAAGUAUGAUGAGCAAGAGUCAUCAUUUAGAGCAGAUUUGAAUGAAAUUCCUGAUAUCAUGGAUUGGUCUUGUAUUGCAAAAUUCAGUGAAUGUUUGUCAUAUUUUUAUGAGGCUACUUUGCGCAUAUCCGGGUCCUUAUAUGUUACCUCUAACUCCCACUUUCAAGAGGUUUCUGAUCUGUGUUUGAUUUUAAAUGAUAUGAUUGGUAGUCAUGAUGUUGAGAUUAGACAAUUGGGACUUAGUAUGAAGUCUAAGUUUGAUAGUUAUUGGGGCGAUCCACACAAAAUGAACAAACUGAUUUUUACUGCGUGUGUUUUUGACCCUUCUGCAAAGUUUGAGCAACUGAAAUUUUCAUUGAUAACUGUGUUUGGAAAGGAAAAUGCUGAAAUCUUAUAUGAGAGAAUUAAGCUUGAAUUGAAUAAUUUGUUUGAGGAGUAUAGAUCAAAAUAUGAGGGUGGAAGCAUUAUUCAUAAUCCUGCAACACAAUCUGAAUCUGAAAAUGUCUCGCAAUCUGCUAUUGUCCCUCAAUCUGCUGAUGUAACUAGUGUUCCUAAGUCCCGCUUUAAGGCAAGAUUUAAACAGCACCGAAUAGAAAUGGGGAGUUCUGUUAUAAAAAAAAACAGAAUUAGAGGUAUAUAUGGAUGA
Messenger RNA from Mercurialis annua (annual mercury), 1986 nucleotides. Its product is annotated as zinc finger BED domain-containing protein RICESLEEPER 2-like. Bases 1 to 1986 code for a protein of 661 amino acids. Lineage: Eukaryota; Viridiplantae; Streptophyta; Magnoliopsida; Malpighiales; Euphorbiaceae. The transcript has 3 exons. Gene Ontology annotation, molecular function: DNA binding. The record is from RefSeq and is a predicted model, not a curated record.